AUGGCUAUCUGGGAUUCCCUCGGCGGCCUUCCUUCCUCUCCGAAGUCGCCAUUCCCGAUCCCUCUCAGCUGCAUCCCCCUAGCUGGUCUCAACCAAGAUACCCUCGACUAUCUGUCGCUCGAGGACACUGCCCUCGAUGAACUCCCUGGGUCCCGGUCUGUUCUUCCCUCGCGCGGCUGGUCCGAUGAUCUUUGUUACGGUGCCGGUACCACCUACCUCGCUGGUCUGACAAUCGGAGGCGCCUGGGGUCUCGCCGAAGGAUUGAACAAAACACCAGUGACCGCACCGCCGAAGAUCCGAUUAAACGGAGUUCUUAAUUCCAUUACUCGUCGCGGUCCUUUCCUUGGUAACUCCGCUGGUGUCAUCGCUAUGGUUUACAACGGAUUUAACUCAGCUAUUGGAUACGCACGCGGCAAGCACGAUGCGACAAAUAGCAUUGUUGCCGGUGCGCUUAGCGGAAUGAUUUUCAAGAGUACACGUGGAAUCAAGCCAAUGAUGAUCUCCGGUGGUAUUGUGGCUUCCGUCGCGGGUGCUUGGGCCGUGACGAGAAAGGCCUUAUUCUAA
Penicillium chermesinum is the source of this 564-nucleotide messenger RNA. Its product is annotated as protein transporter TIM23. Gene Ontology annotation, molecular function: transmembrane protein transporter activity. Gene Ontology annotation, biological process: protein import into mitochondrial matrix. NCBI's taxonomy places the organism in Eukaryota, Fungi, Ascomycota, Eurotiomycetes, Eurotiales, Aspergillaceae. The coding region runs from base 1 to 564 and encodes 187 amino acids. The transcript has 3 exons. Gene Ontology annotation, cellular component: mitochondrial inner membrane; TIM23 mitochondrial import inner membrane translocase complex. The record is from RefSeq and is a predicted model, not a curated record.